CCUGCCCUCAGUCCCUCUAUCCAUCCUGGAUUUUCAGUAUCUUAAAACAUAUCAGGGUCAUUUCCCUCCCGGAUUUUGCAUUGCUGUUUCCUCUGCCUGGGAUGCUCUUUCCCCCACUAUAGUUCUCAGUUUAAAUGUCAUUUACUCGGUAUCUUUGUAAUCACCCUAUCUAAAAUAGAAUUCUCAAAAUUCUUUGUUCUGGUUGGUUUCUUUUAUAGUACUCAUUACAACUUGGAAGUUUUUGUGUUUAUUUGCCCUUAGUCUGUCUCCUCCUCUGGAGGGUAGGAACCCACUCUGUCUUAUUCAUUGUUAUAGCCACAGAUGAUGAAACAUAGUAGACACUUUAAUAGAAAUCAAUAAAUAUUUGAAGAACAUGUAGAAGUACUAUGAAAUUUCUAAACAGUUGCAAUUUAAUGAAAAGCUUUACUUGCUCAUGCAGAACCCAUUACUUAUUCAUUACCUACAUCAUUCCAAAAUGACUAGAAAUAGUGUACAAAAUAUAAACAAUGCUAGCUAAAGAACUAUGUGCGUAUGUGUUGGUGGGGGUAGGAAGCCUGUAGUUAGUCUUCAAAAUAACAUUUCUAAUAUUCUCUUUCCUAGAGAUAGGCAGCAGAUUUGGCUUUGAGCUUAAUAGGCACUGCAAAAUGGUUUCCAUUAUCUCAGAGCCCACAAGAUAAAAAUCUUUUGAGCUCUUUCCACAGUCUUUCUGUGCUGCCAAAAUGGUACACAUGAAUGUCUUGGCAGAUGCUCUCAAAAGCAUUAACACUCCUGAAAGGAGAGGUAAAUGCCAGGUUCUUAUUAUGCCAUGCUCCAAAGUCAUUAACCAGUUUCUAACUGUGAUGAUGAAGCAUGGUUACAUUGGUGAAUUUGAGAUCAUUGAUAAUCACAGAGCUGGGAAAAUUGUUGUGAACCUCACAAGCAGGUUAAACAAGUGUGGAGUGAUGAGCUUCAGAUUUGAUGUACAACUCAGAGAUCUACAAAAAUGGCAGAAUAAUCUGCUCCUGUCCCACCAGUUUGCUUUCAUUGUACUGACAACCUCAGCUGGCAUCAUGGACCAUGAAGAAGCAAGACAAAAACACCCAGAAGGGAAAAUCCUGGGAUUCUUUUUCUAAGGAUGUAAUACAUACAUGCAAAUUAAAAAAAAAAAAAAAUCAUUUGAAAAGGAUGAUAUAGUUGGGCUGGAAACCUUCAAUAAUUGUUUUAUUACCUUAGAUUUCACCCUGAGAUUAUGGUCAGCAGUUGUUUAAUUAGGAAUCUUAUCCUAAGAUCAAUGAAACAAGAUACAGAAUACUUAUAAAACAAACAUGAGCACUGCUGGAAAGACUAGGAUAUGAACAGGUGGUAAUGUCUCUUUUAACACUAUAUAGAUUAGAUUUUGAGCAUU
Molecule: messenger RNA, 1384 nt
Organism: Mirounga angustirostris (Northern elephant seal)
Lineage: Eukaryota; Metazoa; Chordata; Mammalia; Carnivora; Phocidae
Product: small ribosomal subunit protein uS8-like
Exons: 1
Coding region: 720-1112 (130 amino acids)
Biological process (GO): translation
Cellular component (GO): ribosome; cytosolic small ribosomal subunit
Molecular function (GO): structural constituent of ribosome
Source: RefSeq, a predicted model, not a curated record